CGACAAAAGUCCAUCAUUUUAAUAUGAUAUUCUUUCUCUUUGGGAUAAUCUUUAUACAUAUUUUCGGCAUCCAAUUUGACCAUUUUCAUAUUGAUGCUAUCAUUUUUACCUAUAUACUUCUUUUGCUUAUACAAACACUCAACAAAGCACUGCAAAGUUUAGCAAAGUAAAUAACGAUUAUAACGAUAUAUAUGUAUAUAUACCAACCGAUAAGAAUUUCAUGGUUUUUGCCAUAUCUUGUUCCCCCUCUGCUGGCAAUUUGGCUGCGUGUAUGGUAAAACAUUUAACCAAAUGUUCUUCAUCGCCUAAAUAGAUUUCCGAGCAGCAGCCUUGACGCUAUAAGACGAAGGAUUUUGAUAAUUUGCUAGGAUAAAAUAGAAUGAAGACUCACUUCCUUGCCACAUGUUUCCGCAUUGAGAUCACCAUCACUGAUUGUGAUGGCUUUGGUAGUCGUUGUGGCUACUUCUGCCGAAUCCUCAUCAGCUCCUCCUCCUUUGCCCACAGUCAGAAGGAUCACCAAAAGUAGACCAAACUUUAGUUGAAACAUUUGACACGUCUAUGAGCAGAAAAAUACUUUGCUUGUGGCAUUUAUAAACUGUGUUCAGCAUCAUCAAUCAUCGCAUUAGUUUGCUUAAUUAAAUGUAACAAAUGUGACUAAUUAAGCCUUUAGAUAAAGCCUAAAGGCUUAAUCGUUUGGAAAAUAUCUAUCAGACAUCAUUUCCUGUCCCAAUGGGCUAUAUAAUGUUCAAUUUCUUGACCAGAAAUUACAGAGUUAACAAUGAAGUUGUUCAUCAUAUUGACAAUAAUCGUUUGUUUGAGCUGGUGUUCCAGUGGCAUAAGGAUAAACUGCAACAAGCCACCGCCCCUUAAUGAAGAUCACAUUUUCACAUGCUGCAAACAUCCCGAUGGUCAUAACGAUAUCACGGAAGCCUGUGCCAAGGAAACUGGUUUCAAAUUGCCCGGUGAAACGUUUGAGGCCAUGGUCGAUAUAACUGCCGAUCAAGCCAUGGAAGGCACUUGUUUUGGCAAAUGUGUGUUUCUUAAAUUGAACUUUUUAAAGAAGAAUACCACCGAACUGGAUAUCGAGGCUGUGCGCAAAUAUUUCCAAACCAAGAAUGCAGAUGAUCCGGAAUAUGCCAAGGAAAUGAUCAAUGCCUUUGAUCAUUGUCAUGGCAAGAGUGAGGAGAGCGUUUCGAAAUUCUUUGCGAAUCCCAUAUUUAAGCACAUGUCUCAUAAAUUCUGUGAGCCCACGUCCAGUGUGAUUUUGGCUUGUGUAAUACGUGAAUUCUUCCACAAUUGUCCAGAUGAUCGUUGGGAUAAGUCUACGAUCUGUGAAGAAACUUUGGCCUAUAGCCGAAGUUGUAAUGAUUCUUUGACUACUUUGUGAAAUGUUUGAAAUAUUAUUGUUA
This is a messenger RNA of Drosophila willistoni, 1409 nucleotides long. RefSeq lists its product as uncharacterized. Gene Ontology annotation, molecular function: odorant binding. The record is from RefSeq and is a predicted model, not a curated record. The coding region runs from base 779 to 1387 and encodes 202 amino acids. Lineage: Eukaryota; Metazoa; Arthropoda; Insecta; Diptera; Drosophilidae. The transcript is spliced from 3 exons.